Molecule: messenger RNA, 498 nt
Organism: Fusarium venenatum
Lineage: Eukaryota; Fungi; Ascomycota; Sordariomycetes; Hypocreales; Nectriaceae
Cellular component (GO): mitochondrion
Source: RefSeq, a predicted model, not a curated record
AUGUUCGUCGCACGACAAAGGGCAGCCUUCGUGGCUCGACAGCUGCAGCGAACAGCACGAACCUACGCCUCCGACGCCCACGCUCACCACAAGGCCGCCGAAGUUAACGAGUCGUUCAGCACCGGAUCUCUCCUCGCUGUCAGCGGUUUCUUCGGCUCCGUUCUCAUUUACCAGUUUGUUCCCGCCGAGGGCGAGCAAUCUUCAAUCCUCAACUUCAUCAACAAGUACACUUCGCGCAGCAAGGACUGGGAGGAAAUCAACGCUCUUCACACCAAGGCCAUGGAGCAGGCUGGAUACGACCGAAACCUUUUCGAGAACGGCGGCAACAAGCACCGAUUCGUCGAUGUUGCAUACCCCGAGGCAAUCUCUUCGUAUGCUAACCGAAACCACAUUGCUGGUCAUCUUGCCAACAUGGACUACGUUGUUGAGCACUACCGACAACAGCACCUCAAGGAGGAGGAGCGAAAAGCGGCCAAGUUGGCACAGAAGCAGGAAUAA